This is a messenger RNA of Orbicella faveolata, 3844 nucleotides long. RefSeq lists its product as uncharacterized. Gene Ontology annotation, cellular component: nucleoplasm. The record is from RefSeq and is a predicted model, not a curated record. Gene Ontology annotation, molecular function: RNA binding. NCBI's taxonomy places the organism in Eukaryota, Metazoa, Cnidaria, Anthozoa, Scleractinia, Merulinidae.
UCCCAAGAUGGCGGACGACACGGACAACUGGUCUACAGGUACAAAUUCGUCAACUGUGGACGUUUCCUCUGUUAAGAAACAUCACAAACAAGACAAGUUAAGUUAUAAUAGACCAAAGUAUCGAGAAGCCCGCUGGGAGAGAUCAGUUAAGGUUUACACCAUAAAUUUGGAAUCCAAGUAUGUUCUGGUUCAAGGCAUUCCUGCAGUGGGUGCGACAAAAGAAUUACUGGAGUUGUUUGCACUCUAUGGCGCAAUUGAAGAGUAUCGCAUCUUGGAUGAGUAUCCAACAGAGCCUUUCACAGAGGUUUACUGGAUCAAGUUUCAGAAAAUCAAUUCAGCAAGAAUUGCAAAGAAGAAGUUGGAUAACAGGUCAUUCUUUGGAGGUAUUUUGCAUGUCUGUUAUGCGCCAGAAUUUGAAACAGUUGAUGAUACAAGAGAAAAGCUCCAGGAAAGGAGAAAAGUUAUUGCAAAGAAGACAAGAGAGCUGUUUGGUGCACAAGUAAAAACAUCCAGUCCUAAAGCUACCUCUAUAGGGGAGUCUUCAUUGAAGAGCACCCUGCAAGAGGAAAGCAAGAGAAAUCUGGAGUCAUCUUCUGAUAUCCAUGGACAACAAUCGGCAGUUCACCAAACAGACCAUUGCAGAGUAACGCCAUCAGGCACUUUACAUGAAGUGUGCUCCACUCCUUACACAAUUCCGUCAGGUUCUUCUGUUGACUACCCGAUCCUUCCACCACCACCACAGCAUCUUCAUCCAUACCAAUACCCUCCACCUCCACCCCCACCCCCUUGGGAAUUUCCCCGGGUGCCAUCAGCACAUGCUACACUUCCAGUUUACUUGCAAAAUUUACCCCCUCCCCCUCCUCCCCCACCACCUCCACCUCCACCUCCCCCUCCUGAGUCACCUGUAUGUGAUACAAAGACAAGCAAAGGACCAGGACAGGAGAAGCCAUUUACUGUUUACAUGUCGCAGGUCAUGAUAGGACCACAACCUGAAGAGGGAACUUCGUCAAACAGGCUUUCCUUGACUGGUGACAAUUCUCUUGAUAAGACUGCAUUUUCGAUCAGAAAACGACUGCACCAGUUGUCAAGGACACAUCAGAAUACACAGGAAAUCUCACCUUCCCCUGCACAAAAUAUGCAGCAAACUCUAAAUAUAGUUCAGAAGCCCGGUGAAUCAUCAACUUCCACUGUAUCCAAAAAGAAGAGAAAACGAAUUUGAAAUGUCCUGCCUGAGAAAAAAACAAGAAUUCAAUACAUUUUUUACUUAUUUAUGAAGUCAAAUGAAAGCAAGCAGUGUGGGUUAAAUGUUACUGUAGGAAGACAAGAGAACAUGGCAAUUGCAGUGCAAUACACUGUAGAGGAGGAACUUGCAAGGCUACAACAAUGGUUCCCUCUUUCUUGAGAAAACCUUGCUGUGUUAUGUAUUCUAAACUACUUCGAGACCGAAGUUACGCGAAAGCAAAGACAGAACCUGAAUGAUGUUCCUCUGAACACUUACCUGCCAACAUUGCCUGGUAAAGGACUCCUUUAGAUGUGGGCCAUUCUUCACAGUUAUGCAAACACAUUGCAGGGUUGUUCGUUUUCUUUUUCUUUUCUUAAUCUUAUAGUAACAUAAUUUAUUCAAAUAAAAUUGCUUUUUAAAAAUACCGGUUGCAUUACUUUUGUUUCAACACGAUAAUCAUCCUUUGCUAUAUUCCAGUUAUGUAACGCUUUGGAGUGGUAAACCUUGAAAUAUCCACUGAGUCUCUUGUAAGGAUAAUCGUUCUUUAGUGGAUGAUGUUCAGCUGUAUGUCUUGCAAGGUGAAGAUCGAAGAAAUCGAAACCAUUCAACUGAUAAUUCCGUGAAUUAAGGGAGGCAACUCAAAUUAAAAAUUCCCUGUAAAAAAGGUUUGCAAAUUUGGUGCAAUUACAUUAGACCAAAAAUUCGGAACUUUUCGACUUGCUUACAUGCACAAGUUAAGCUGCGAAAGCCGAGCUCAGAACGAAAAAAGAAGCGCCGAAGGAACAGGGACUGACUGCAACCAGAAAAACUUUGAUUAAGUCUACGGAACUCUCGAAACGGGGACAAAUGGUACUGUCACUAUUGGAAAAGGGACUAGACUGGUGAGAAUUUUUUUACCAAAAUUUGCGUAUUUUCGUGGUUGCUUGGCAUUCAACCAAUACUUCUGGACCUUUCGAAAUGAGGACAAAUCAUAAGGAAAUUUCCCGGGGAAAAUUCCGAAAGUUUCCGAAAUGCGAACCAUUUAAGCAAGUUCGGAAAUUCUGGCAGAAAAAUGAAAUGGAACAUAAACUCCUAGUAGGCUAUUUUUCGACAAUUUGGGAACUUUCUAUUUGGCCAAAAAUUCUGGGUUAAAUUUCCAGGAAUGAGAACCACCUCGUGGGGCAUACUCAUUUCGGGAGCUCAACAAUACGCGGAUUUCCAGGAUAUUUUCGCGGGAAGGCUUUGCACUAUUUACCCGUUUCGAAUUUUUGGUCGAAAGGAAAGCAACACUCACUAACUUAUCCUCUUUUCUAGAAAAACCUAAAAAAUGAUGGGUGCAUCAGCCCCUGUUGUUUCUUUCGCCGCUGCAAUGUCCGGAAAUUCAAGCCAAAAUUUGGGACAGGGCGGACAAGUCAAGUCAAUUCUACAUCACAAGUUCAUUCACUUCACUUGAUGCAUCUUUUAUUUUACCUAAAAAAUACUCUUAAUAUAUCAAAACAUUUCGUCAUUAGGAAGGUGAUUGCUUCGUUACAUUGCUCUACAUCAAUUUUAACUAACUAUUAAGAAACUAUUUCAAUGCUAGGUUUGGCGCUACAAACCAAUCCUUUACAAGCCCAACGUUGUCUUAGCCAACAGAAACUAUUACUUGUAAUUAAACAGUUCAAGUCAAAUCUAAGUUACAUUACACAUCAAGUCUUUUGAUUAGUUCUUACUAUGUUUCAUUUAAGGACAGACGUUAAGAUGACGUCAUUAACAUUUGUGUUUGUUUCUUUAUUACAUAAAACAGAUAGAUUCCAUGUUGGCAUGAGUCUGUUCAGUGAUAGAUCACCAAGACAUCAAAAUGUGGUAAGAACAUCAGUGACACACUAACCAAACGGCUCGUGUGCCACUUUUUUGUUCAUACCAUAUUUUGACGUCAUCUGUGAUCAGUUACUGAACAGACGCACAGCAUUAGAUCGACCAACACGUUCUGUACGUCUAAAGCAAACGGAUGGAACGUGUUGGUCGAUCUAAAUUCGAGUUAAGCUCGACGUUUGACCCAACGGUCGACCUUCACCCGUUUGAAUCGACACAAAUUGCAAUUUAGUUCGUCUCUUCGUUCAAUGAUUGACCUAGUAGCUUCGCCUAACGCUGACGUCUCUGGGAAAUAAUUAGUCGGGCGUUAAGAAAGAAUGAAUAUGAUCGAGCCGAGUGCCUAAGAUAGCUGGCAACAGUUUCUUCAUCCCUUUUACUUUGAUGAAUGAAUACUACCACUUUUUGUGUGGCUUAUUGGCCCCACUAAGUCAGCAUCCGUCAGCUGGCUAACUGGAGACAGAAAAUCUGCCAAGUGAGAGCUCAGGACCACCUUAAAUUUUUGAAGACUUACGGUGCCUCUUUUAGGAAAACAGGGGGUGCCAAGCUCGUUUUCGAGCUAUAAGAUAAAAUUGCUCUGUUGCUUUGGCAACCAAUGAUGUCACGAGGUUGACCAAAACUUGUUUACCAAUGAGUGAGUGUUUGUCUGAAACCAAAAUUGUAGCAUCACUUGAUAAAAAGUGGUAGUAUUGAUCCAUCAAAGUAUAACUGCUGGAAAGUGCUGGAAACUGUUCCCAGUCACCUUCAAGAGAGGAAGUCAUAAUAGCAACAAACAAAACAAAACAAAAAAAA